AUAAAGAAUGUCGAUAAGAACAUUUAACUUUAACUAAUAUCGUCACAUUGGUCGAAUAUUCUAAACCUUAUAAUGCUUAGAAGAGCUAAAUAAUUUAAAUUUUUCAGAAUCACAUUUGAUUCUUUAUUUUGGCUGAAAACGUUUAAAGAACAAGAAGCGAAAUGACAUUUUUAUAGCCGAAAAUUAGGAAAGUGCAAAUUGUGAUAACCUCAACUGUAUAUAAAUCAGUAUAAAGUUAAGAAAUAGAAGCGCGAAUGUGAAUUUUAAUUUUGGUCAGUCGAGUGAAAAAAUUUUUGGAUAGGAUUAAAUCUGCAAACAGUGACAUUUGGUGGAUUCAAAUUCUGUGUGUAACUGACCUUGAAAAUUAAAAGGAAUAAAAAAAAUAGAACAAAUUUAAUUGCUUUAUAAAUUAAUUUUGAUAAUAAUAUUUCAAUAAUCUCGAGCUUCAUGGAUGAUAAGGAAGCACUCACAGUUUCAUACUCACUCUCAAUUAACGAAGAUUUGUCAAAAAGUGACGACAACUCGAAUGUGUUUUCGCGUUCAAUAUCGCUGAGGAGUUACAAUAAAUGGUCGCCGGCUGAGCAUGGAGUGACUUUGGCAUGGCGUGACGUGAGCGUUUAUGCAACAAAAGGCACAAAAAAGAUCAAGAGGAUUAUUAAUGGAUGUUCGGGAGCGAUCACAAGUGGCUCAUUGAUAGCUUUAAUGGGAUCAAGUGGAGCAGGAAAAAGCACUUUGAUGUCUGCUUUAGCUUAUAGGAGUACCCCCGGUACAGUAGUCGAUGGUGAUAUUUUAGUAAAUGGAUGUCAAGUUGGUCCAUUUAUGCGUCGCAUGUCUGGUUUUGUACAUCAAGAUGACAUUUUCUUUGGAUCAUUGACAGUUAUUGAGCAUCUUACGAUUAUGGCACAUCUGAAAUUGGAUCGUCGUGUGAAAUCUGAUGAAAUUGCAUACACAAUUCGAGAUUUACUUGAGAGAACGGGUUUAACUAGCUGCAUGCAUACCAAAAUUGGAGAAGAUGGCGAGGGAAAGGUGCUGUCUGGUGGCGAGAAGAAGAGGCUCUCAUUUGCCACAGAAUUGCUUACACAUCCUGCGAUACUCUUUUGUGAUGAGCCAACGACAGGACUGGAUUCAUAUAAUGCUCAAAAAAUAGUAGAGACGCUACAGGAUCUAGCAGAAAGAAGGAACACUGCCAUUUUGUGUACAAUUCAUCAACCGUCUAGUCAACUUUUUGCUAUGUUUGAUCAAGUUUUGCUGUUAACGGAAGGUCGGGUUGCAUUUUUUGGGGAUCCAACUGAUGCCAUUGAGUUCUUUGCUGAAAAUGGAUAUAAAUGCCCUGUAAAUUAUAAUCCUGCUGAUUACCUUAUUGGAGUUUUGUCAACAGAGUAUGGGCAAUCAGAAAGAUCAGCUCAAAGGACAUCAUCACGUAUUUGCGAUUUAUUUGCGGUUAGUGAGGCUGCUCAUCAACGAGAUCUCCUAGUUAAUUUAGAAAUACACAUGCAUGAAAGUGGUGUUUAUCAAAUUGAGGAUGAAAUGUCGAAUUUCAAACCGCCUUUGGCACUUACCACAAUUUAUUGGCUUGUAUGGCGAUUCUUUGUCACUACAAUCCGUGAUCCAACAAUACAAAACUUGAGAAUUUUACAGAAAAUUGGAAUUGCUUUAAUGGCUGGAUUAUGUUAUGGGGGUACUAUUGAUUUAUCUCAAACUGGUGUUCAAGCUAUACAAGGAAUUUUAUUUCUGUUUGUAUCGGAAAAUACAUUCUCACCAAUGUACUCUGUAUUGGCAUUUUUCCCUCAAAUGUUUCCAAUAUUUCUACGUGAAAUUAAAUCAGGACUUUAUACCACGGAUCAAUUUUACAUAGCCAACGUCAUCGCGAUGCUUCCUGGCUUAAUAGUCGAGCCCUUGAUAUUUAUCAUGAUUGCAUAUUGGCUUGCUGCUUUACGUCCAACACUAUUCGCAUUUGUAAUAACAAUCAUCUCAUCAGCAUUAGUCAUGAAUGUAUCAUGUGCAUGCGGAAUGUUUUUCUCAGCAGCUUUCAAUUCCGUGCCAAUGGCAAUGGCUUAUUUGGUUCCAUUCGACUACAUUUUAAUGAUAACAUCUGGUGUCUUUAUUAGACUUGAGACUCUAACUCCUUUACUGUCAUUUCUACCGUACUUUAGUUGGUUGAUGUACGGAAAUGAAGCGAUGAGUAUUGUUCAAUGGGAAGAUGUCAAUAACAUUCCAUGCAUCGACAGCAAUUCAACAGACAUUCCGUGCUUCAAAACUGGAGAUGAAGUGCUAGAGCAUUACAGCUUUAAAAGCAGUCAUCUAUUCAUGGAUAUAUUCUCGAUGUGCUUGCUCUAUAUUGGAUUUCAUACGCUCGGCUAUAUCUUUUUGCAACGUCGAACGAGAAAGUAGAGAGAAAAAAAUUCAUUAAAUUCUGAAAAAUAGAAGAAAAAAAAACUUCCUCAAUUUAUAUUUUUUUCUUUUUACUUUAUUUAUAAAUCUUCAUUUAUCUCUUUCACAUAAUUAAUUUAAUUUCUUUUAUUUCUUCAAUUUAUGCAAUUAAAAAGAAAAUUUACAGAGCGGCCCGUUGAAAAACAGUGUUUUUUUUUCAUUGAAGAGAGAGAUAGAGAGAAUAACAUCUCAUUUACUUAUUCUUACAUUCUUUCUGUUUCAAGUACAACUUUUUUUUUAUUAAUAAUUAUCAUAAUGUCCAUCUAAUUUUUUUUUUCAUAUUUCUUAUCAUUUCUGCCAUUCGAUUUAUUUGUUUUACUUACUUACAUGUAUAUGCGAAAAUAGAAACGAAAAAUAGGAGGGAAGGGAAAACUUAUGACAUUUAAAAAGAACAUUUUAAUUAUUUACAAAAAUAUUAUUAUCGUUUUUUUUAAAGAUGUUCUGGAGUUGCUUGAGAUUUAUUUAUUGAAAAUUGUUUUUCAACGGUUAUUAUUUGAAAUCUUGAAACCGUUCAAUUCCAAACAUUUGUAUGGUUUUGAGAAAACAUUUACAUUGAUUUGAAUUGAUUCAAAUAUUCAGAACCAUUCAAUUUCUUUGAAAUUGCUAUCGAAACCUUACAAAUGUUUAUCAAGCUAUUGGAAUUGUACAGUUUUCAAACUCAAAUAUUUCGUUUUAAAUAAAUAAAUCUCAAUCAACUUCAAUUGAUGAAGGUGUACUUCUUAAUCUUCAUAUUCAAAGAAUUGCAGCUGAUUGCGAUUUAAGCUAUUGCUUUAAAAGCUGGAUGGCCUUUUUAUUUUUCCAAAGUAAUGUAAAUUUAGUCCAAUUAUUAUUCAAAGUUUGAUUUUCAGAGAUCUUUUAAGCCCUUCCCAGAAUAAGAAGCACACCAGAUAUCAUUUUAUAUUAUCGAUUGGACAUUUUGAUGAACGUCAGUUACAUCUCAUUUAACUUAAAAAAAUCAUCAUAACAAAAAAUCGCGCUGAACACGAUUUUAUCUACUUAAAAAUUUAUAAUUUUAUAUAAACUCUUUUUUUUAUUCUUUAUAAGUUCAUACCAAGGAUCGGAUUAUGAAUGGGUUAUAUCUGUGUGUUUUGCAAAUACUAUCUCUUAUUUUUCGUUUAAUAUCAAAUUUGAGUGAUUUUUUUUCUCAUUUUUUUUUCUCUAAAUGUCAUCCAAUUGAAACUGUAGAAAGAAUAUUCUUUUAGGUACUUACUCGAAAUCUUUAUUUUUUUUUCAUUUUUUUCAAAUUUUUUCUUUUAUUUAUUCUCAUCAUCGCGUUGUCGUAAUUUACUAUUUUUAAUAAUACAUUUGACUAAUUAAGAGAUCAAAAUGAAUAUCUUGCAAUUCAUUUAAAUAAUAAUUUUCUUUUUAUAUUUUUUUUAUAAUGUUAUGUUACUGAAACAGCAGAGAUGAAUGAAUUUGAGAUGUAUUUGAGUAAAUUGUCAAAAGUCGUAUUGCGUGCACCACUUUUUGGUUGACACAUUGCAACCUUCUUAGGUAUUAAUCAUGGUACAAGUUUAAAACCGUAUGCAACAUACGAAUUUAUACAAAAUAUCUUUAACAUUGUAAAAUUCACCUAGAAACAUCCACAAAGUUGCCAUCAUCUCCGCUCCAAAAGAAGAAGAAUAAUUGAAUUAAAAGAGAAGAUGAAUGAAAAAGACGAAAUUGAAUUGAAGGAAGAAAAAUCAAGCGACAUUGAAAAAGUUCAUUGCUUGAAUAAAGCAUUAAAAUGGCUUCUUUUGGUCUUGGUCCCGAGAUAUUAUAACUGAAGUGAAAAUUAGCUUUUAUAAUUUCAUUAGCUAUGGCAUCGGGGGGAGCAACAAAAAAAUUAAAAUGGAAGGAAUUUAAAGUAAAUUUUAAUAAUCUCGAAUUGCAUUAAGUUUGUUAUGAAUGUGCGAAAAGAAUCAAAACAUUAGCCGCUUGAUGCUUGUAUAAAAUAUAUAAAAAAAAAUCUUAAUUAAGUAAUAAAAUUUUUUGGGGUCAAUUUUGAUGAAGUUUUUUGAAUAUCAAGUCUGGAAUUUUUGAUGAUUUCUCAUUUUUAGUACAGUUUGUGAGAUUUACAGUCAAUCUGAGAUUUCGAGUAGGUGUUGAGGGUUAUAAUCUUGGGAUUUAACUUUAAUCCAUUGAAUAUUAAAUUAAUCCAUAAGAUUAAAAAAAUAAAUCUGUCGAAUUAAAAUUAAAUCAAGCGGAUUAAAAAAUAAUCCUGUGAUUAAAAAUCAUAUCUUAAGUUUAUGGAUUAAAUCCACAGUCAAACACCAGCCAGAAACCAAAGAUCAAGUAUAAAUCUCAUCACAGACCUGAUUAUCAUCAACUCUACCCCAAUUGACCCCACAAAGGUGGAUUUUUCUUCACAUUUUUUCUUGUUUUAUGUUAUUUUCUUGUUUAAUUAGUAAAAUCAAUGGCAUUUAUAAAAGUUAUUCUUAUUUUUCUGCUUGUUUUUUUUUGCGUUAAUAUUAAGAGGAAGAGACAAAAUUAUUAAGGAUAAAUAAUAAAAAAAAAUCUAUAAAAUAAAAAUAUAAUGUCACAAUAAUUCAUUUCUGUCAGCACAUGGUGACAAUAGCUUUACAUAUUUUUUUGUAAAAAAUAAUAAUAAUAAUAAUUUCUUUAAGGAUUUCUUUUCAUAAAAAAUUGCGUUUCAUCUCUUCUUAUGCUGAUUUGAACUCUGUUCUUUGAAAAAAAAAAUAUUAAAGCUCGGCAUGAAUGCGGUUAUGUUGGCUGUUAUCAUCAUUUCUACAUUUAUUGCAACUUGAAAUAAUAAAAUAAGAAUUGCCGAAUUUCUUUAUUGCACCGAAAGACGAUUGGGUGAGCAUGGCGAUCUGCCGAGAAUAUUCAUUUAUUAAUGAGAUUUUAGCUGAAUGUUUUUUAUUUGUUUUUAUUAUCAAAGAUAGUGUCUGUUCUUCGGAUUUUCAUUGGAUUUAAUAGUUUGAUGCGCAAAUCUGAAUCAUUUUGUUUUAAAACUGUAUAAAUGUCUGAAAUUGUAAGGUUUUGACAUUAAUAUCGAUGAAUUUGAAAGUUUUUGAUCGCAAAUCAAAACAAUUGUAUGGUUUUGAUAACAAAUUUGAAACAUUUGUAAGGUUCGGUGUUCAAAAAAAUUGCAUGGUUCUCAUAACAAAUUCGAAACAUUUGUAAAGCUUUCGAAUGGAUAGUAAUUUGGAAUUGUAAAGCUUCCAAACACACUGUCAUUUUCAAAACAUUUAUACAGUUUCUACAAACAAAAUAUAACAUUUGUACAGUUCCAACAAUCAAUUCAAACAAAAACCAAAGAACAAAUUUAAUUUUUUAAAUCUUUACAAUAGAUACUUUUCAUCUUUUUUUCACUUUUGUCUUCUUCUGUUGACUUUUUUUUUAAAUAGGCACUGAUGAUUUUUUCAUUAUUAUUUUUUUAAACUCAUAAAAUAGUAAAUGUUUAAAACUUUAUUAAUUCCCAUCAUAUCAAGAUCUUUACUUAAUUAUUGUAUGUACUCUCUUGUUUUUUUUGUUUGUUUAUUUAAAGGACAGAAAGGAAAUCGAAAACGUAAAAAAAUCAAAAAAAAAAGUUAAAAUGUCUAGAGAAUGAGAAUAUGUUACAUAAUUUUCAUCUACACAUAUCCAUUGUAUUGUUUUUUAAUCAUCAUGCGAUUCCUUCUUAAUCAAUUUUGAUGGUUCAUUUGAUAACGUUGGUACUGGUUGACAAAUAAAAUUAUUAUAAUUAUCAUUAACGCUUACGCUUGUAAAACUACCAAUAGUACUCUCAUUAUUGUUGUGUUUCGAAUUAAAAUUACCACUUAAAUCACUAUUAUUAUUAUCCGUCGAUGAUGUACUUAGCAUGCUACUUUUAUUAACAUUAACAAUUGUAUUUGUAUCGUCAAUCAAUUGUGUGAAUUGAUUGUCGCUGGAUGGUGCAAUUAUGAUUGGAUCCUCUUGCUAAUCUUUUAUCAAUCGAUAGAUGUGAUGCUGUGCACCGUGUUCCGAUGUUGACACUUCAAAUACAAAUGCAAUGCACAAAAGGGUCUCUUGUGUCUCUUUGUUUGUUAU
Molecule: messenger RNA, 6441 nt
Organism: Chironomus riparius
Lineage: Eukaryota; Metazoa; Arthropoda; Insecta; Diptera; Chironomidae
Source: the annotation of a GenBank genome assembly